AGCAAUGGAGAAGAAGGAUGCAAUUUUCGAUAGAGUUCUAGAUUCCAUCGGUAGCGAUGGAAAGUUCCAACAUCGCUUUAAUUAUCUCUACAAUGUAUUUUUCGCUGUGGUGGCAGCAAUGCCUUGUAUGAAUAUCAUUUUAGCAAUGUCAGUUCCUGAUCACUGGUGCCAUGUACCAGGACGGGAAAACACCAACUAUACAUUGGAAGAAUGGAAAAGACUCACAUUACCUGUGUCUGUAGACACAAGAGGCCUUGAAACGCUGAGUUCGUGCGAGAUGUACAACGCGUCGGACUGGACAGACAGUUCUGAAGUUCAGAAUUCUCCAAUAACGGAAUGUCAACACGGCUAUGAAUAUGAUAAGACGUGGUUCGACCUGACUGUGACGUCGCAAGAAGACUGGGUCUGCGACAAGGAACUGCGUGUGACGAACACGUUCGUCAUUGCUAGAAUCGGGGAAAUGAUCGGAGCUUUUGUCUUCGGCCAACUAGGAGACACAUUAGGCAGAAGACCUGUAUUUUACAUGAGUUUAGUUCUGAUAAUAACGGGGAAAAUAAUUAACUUAUUCUUAACGAGAUGGUAUUCUUGGUACAGUUUUGGUGCACUUAUCGGAGCACUAACACAAAUGCCUUUAUUCCAGACCGUUAUGGUUAUUGGAAUGGAGAUAUCAAAAAGUGAGGAUAAUUCGCAUAUAGCAAUGUUGCAAAACGUUGGAUGGACAGUUGGAAUAUGUCUAAUGCCAUUAGUAAUGUGGUGGCUGAGAAAUUGGUUCUACUUUGUAAUAGCAACGUCAUUGCCUUUUGCUAUGUUUCUGAUAAGCAACAAAUAUAUGAUUGAAUCCCCGCGCUGGUUGGCAAGUCGAGGAAAAAUGGUACAAUGUGAAAAAAUGUUAAGAAGAAUCGCUAAAGUUAAUGGCACUACAUUAAACGAUGAUGCAUUGGAAAUGCUGAAAAUACAUUCCAGUAACCCCGAGAAAAUAUAUGGGGUUAUGAGUUUGUUUUCAAGUUGGAGAUUAGCAAGAAAUACUAUUAUGAUUGUUACAUGCUGGAUCGUGGGCGGUCUUAGUUAUUUUUUGUUGAUUCUGAAUGUAAACAAUAUGGACGGAAAUCCAUUCUUAAAUUAUUUAUACCAGGGUCUAGUCGAGAUGCCGGCAUAUAUAUUUGGAAAAUGGGCCACCAAUAAUAUUGGAAGAAGAUGGACAGCGGUCAUGGCCUUCUCUGUUGCAUUUAUUGUAUCGUUGCCAUUACUUCAUACGACAUUAGAUCCGGAACUACAUAUUUAUACUAGUGUUCUAACAGUGCUUAUAAAAUUCUGCAUAAGCACAUCAUUUUAUGUGAUGAUGGUACAAGGCGUUGAAAUUUACCCAACAUGCUUGAGACAAACUGGGAUUGCCUUGGGAGUACUAUCAGGCAAUGCUCUCGGAGUUGUUGGACCAUAUGUCGUAUACUUGGGAACUGCUUACGACGCUCGAUACCCAUAUCUGAUCUUAAGUUUACUCAUGUUAAUUGGACUGACUGCCCAAUUACUUUCACCUGAAACAUUACAUCAGAAACUACCCGAAACAUUAGCCGACGCCCAAGUUUUUGGUUCAGAUCAAAAAUUUUGGGCAUUGCCAAAGAAAAAUAAUCACGAUAUCCUUCUUCAAGAUGAAAAAAUGAAGAUAUCAUAUCCUUAAAAAACAAAUGUAAAUUUAUGAGAAAAUGAGGAAUGCUUAUGGAUAUUUUGAGUGAUUUGUGAUGAUUAAUAUUUAACUAUUAG
Messenger RNA from Ctenocephalides felis (cat flea), 1758 nucleotides. RefSeq names its product solute carrier family 22 member 4-like. Lineage: Eukaryota; Metazoa; Arthropoda; Insecta; Siphonaptera; Pulicidae. Gene Ontology annotation, cellular component: membrane. Gene Ontology annotation, biological process: transmembrane transport. Gene Ontology annotation, molecular function: transmembrane transporter activity. The coding region runs from base 5 to 1675 and encodes 556 amino acids. The transcript has 9 exons. The record is from RefSeq and is a predicted model, not a curated record.